Molecule: messenger RNA, 468 nt
Organism: Hermetia illucens (black soldier fly)
Lineage: Eukaryota; Metazoa; Arthropoda; Insecta; Diptera; Stratiomyidae
Product: acanthoscurrin-1-like
Exons: 1
Coding region: 1-468 (155 amino acids)
Source: RefSeq, a predicted model, not a curated record
AUGAGGGUCCUGGUUGUCGUUGCAGUUUUGGCCUUCUUGGCUAUUUCAGUGCAAAGUGACGUAUCGCACCUGGAUGUUGAAGGUAGUCGCCAAUAUGGUGGCCACCACGGAGGAGGCGGUUUCGGUGGCGGUGGCCUAGGGGGUGGCCAUGGAGGUCAAGGUGGAUACGGUGGCAUCGGAGGAGGCCAUGGAAGCCAUGGAGGCGGUGGAUUCGGUGGCGGACCCGGAGGUUUCGGUGGCGGAUCUGGCGGUGGACAUCAUGGAGGCCAAGGGGGUUUUGGGGGGCCCGGAGGCUUCGGUGGGCCUGGUGGCGGCCAUGGCGGCGGUGGAUUCGGCGGCUCUGGCGGUUUUGGCGGUGGUAGUCAUGGUGGUGGUGGCUUGGGCGGACAAGGAGGCUUUGGAGGCCAAGGCGGCGGUCACCAUGGUGGAUUCGGAGGUGGACAUGGAGGAUACGGUCAUCAUCAUUAA